AUGGAUAUAGCAACAAGUACUUCUUCAAUGCAUAUUAAAAAUGAACAUUUAAUUCCUCCUCCUACUACUACACCUUCGCCUGAUACAAUGCAAAUUGUUAACAUUAUGACUACUGCCACAACCACCACAACCACAUCAUCAAAAACCACUGUCGUUAACAACGGCAAUAAAAGAGAAAGGAAAUCUCGCAAACGUAAAUUGUCUGAAGACAAAGUCGCAGAAAAACAACAUUUAGAAGCCAAUGAAAUUCAUGCUACAGUAAAGCAUGAGAAAGAACAAAAUAACGAAGAACUAAAACCUUUAAAACGAAUACGUAUAAAACUUCCUGCUGCGAUUGUCGAAAAAGAUAUAGUUGAAUCAAAUGCUAAUAAUAAUUCUCGAAAACGACGACAUUCCGACGACGAAAAACCAGCCGAAUCCACCACUAUCGUACAACCAAAUAACAUUGGCUCAACAAAUAAUAAUUCCUCUGAAGAAACUAAUGCUUUUAAAAAACCACAAAUCAAUGAAUCACAAAUUGUUGAUGAUAAUAAUGCCAUUUCUUUAAUGGAAGGAAUUGAGCAUAAAUUCCUCGCCUCUAAUGAUCUUAAUAUUAAUAAAUCAUCAUCACAAAUAGAGCAAAAAUCUAUAAAUAAUAAUACUGAAUCGAUUAAUAAUGUUGAAUUUUCCGCCACCACUCAGCAACAACCAAUUGAUAAUAUAUACAUGACAGAUAGUCAAACUCGAAAAAGAGGCAGAAGGAAAAGAGACGAGGAAGUAAAAUAUUCUGAAUUUUCUGUCAUGACAGAUGAUGGCCUAUGGGUUCCUACUGACCCAGAUAAAACUGCAGCAAUAGAAUUACUAGAUUACUACAAUUCCAUUAAAAACCAAUUUCCAAAAACUACUCGUGCACAAUUACUUAAAAUAGGAACUUACAUCUUUGAUAAGAUUUUGACACAAGGUUUUGCUCGACCAUUCAUUAGUCCAGAGAAUGAGGCUGCUUAUGUAUACCAUCAAUAUAUUCACAAAUUGAUGGAUCUUACAACUGCUGAAAGUAAUUUAUGGUCUGGAAAUUAUAAAUCACCUGAUGAUAUAUUUAAAGAUAUAUUCCAAAUUAUGUUCAAUGCAUUUAUUUUUCAUCGCCAACCUGGUGUGAUUUACAAGGAAGCUGUUGAAAUGAAAAAGUUCAUCAAGGAAAUUUUAGAUCCUAUAAAUCAUGGAAGUAUCGAAACACGAAUGGAUAUAAUUGAUAUGAAAACGCCAUAUGAAGAAUUUCAGUCAAUAUCAUGUGUGAAUUUAAACUCUGUCAGUAAAAUUUUCAUAAUGCCAUUCUAUGAACUUUAUCAAUUGAAUAAGUCACAAUCAAUUAUGAAUUUCAAAGCUGCUGAAAGGAUAACAUUAUAUAAUGGACCAGUUUCUGAAGUUUUCAACAGAAAAAAUUUACCAGAAUAUGUAUUAGAUGAAUCAGCUACCAGUCAUAAUUUUGGUAGAGUCUAUGUUACAAAUAAACAAUCGCAAUUAGCCGAGUUAAUCAAUGACAAAAACGCAAUACUCUUGCUGCUUAAAGAUAUAAUAUGGAACUCUAAAACCAACUUGUUAAAAUGUAAGGUUUUAGUUGUUAAACCUUUUGGCAAAUGUCAUGACUUGGACCCGUGUAUUUUUAAUGAAUUAAAAGAUGGCAGAUGUUGGGUUAGAGUUGUUUAUUUGUACAAGGUUGACCUGGAUCUUGAAGUGACAAGAAAGUUUUAUGAUACACUUGCAAGUGCAAGAAAUCCUUUUUAUGCCAGGGAAUAUUCUCAUGAUAUGCUGACACCUGAAAUGCACCAAAAAUUUAUGUCAGAACUUAAUUUAUUAAAUAAAGAUGAUGGUAAUGAAAAAGGUAUUAUUUAUGGUGAAACACUUACACAAAUGACAGAUGUUGAUCAUCAUUAUCAUGAAACUAUUGCACAAAAGAAUAAAGAAGACAAAAAGAAUAAUAUCAAAAACAUGUGCCAAAAUUCUAAUAAUAAAAGUGCAACAACAACAUCACCUCGCUUUUCAAAAAGAAAUGCCAAUAACAACAAUAAUAAAGUUCAAUAUGAAAAUAAAAUUAAUGUCUUUGAGUCAAAGGAUCGAUCAAAAUCACAAACUCUAUGGGAGAAAUUAGUAGCUGAAGCAGCAAAUUGUAACGUUCCCAUUGAAAGCUUUAAUGUACCUGAUAAAGAUAUUAUUAAAAUCAAAGAAGGUUUUUUCAAGAAAGUUUACAAAUUAAAAAAUGAUAAAACUUUUGUAAUUCAAAGUUUUAAAGAUACAAGUAAUCAAACACUAGAGGCAAGGUUAAAAGAAGUGAUUUGUUAUCUCAAAACUUUUGAAGCACCCAAUACAGGACAAAUCCGAUCUAUUUACAAGGAUCCUGAUAAUGAUGAAAUUGAGCAUGUUUUUGAUACGUAUAAGAAAAUUACUGGUAAUCAGAAAUAUAAGAUGAUUCAUGAUUUAGUUGUUGGAAUGGGAGAAAUUCAUAAUUCAGGAUUUGCACAUCGUGAUUUAAGUGAAGUCAAUCUAAUGUUCACAGAAAAUGACGAUCUUGUUGUAAUUGAUUUUGGAAAAGCUGAAUUUACUAGUAAAGAUGAUGUUAAAAAAUGGGCAGUACGUGAAGUGUCAAAGGAACGACUCAAAUUGCUUCCCAAGAUUAGAGCCACUCCUGAUCAUGGAUACAAAUUAUAUCGUUCAUUUGCAACGCUUCCUCGUUCAAAGAGUGAUAAAAGUGAACUACCCAAUCCAAUAGAUCCAACAAAAGAAGAUAUUUUUUCCAUUGGGGUACUUAUAUGGAGAAUCUUUUCAUGUAAAAUUCCAUGGGGAGGAAUACUUGAUACUGAAUUGAAGGAACUCAGAAAAAUUGUUUCAAGUGAUAAAAUUAUCAAGUUUCAUGUUGAGAAACAUGUUAUAGGUGAUAAGUCAAGAGAAUUGCUUUACAAAGCACUUAAAGCAAAACCCGAAGAUAGGUGUAACAUAUAUGAGUUGUUGAGUUAUUUGGAAGAAAAUAAAGACGAAUUGAUUGAAGAAUGGGAUGUUUCUUCUAGAAGGGCUAUUAAGAGAACUUUAAGCAUCUGA
Molecule: messenger RNA, 3069 nt
Organism: Entrophospora candida
Lineage: Eukaryota; Fungi; Glomeromycota; Glomeromycetes; Entrophosporales; Entrophosporaceae
Source: the annotation of a GenBank genome assembly